AUGAACUCGUUUGUGAACUACGUCUUCGAACGUAUUGCUGCCGAGGCUUGUCGUCUUGUUCAUUUUUACAAGCUAUCGACCAUCUCUUUUCGCGAAAUCCAGUACGCCGUCCGAUCGAUCCUCCAUGGAGAGCUCGCCAGUCAAGGCACAAAAGCCGUUACCAAAUAUUCCUGUUGUUGUUAG
Messenger RNA from Angiostrongylus costaricensis, 183 nucleotides. Lineage: Eukaryota; Metazoa; Nematoda; Chromadorea; Rhabditida; Metastrongylidae. The record is from the annotation of a GenBank genome assembly.